Tetrapisispora phaffii CBS 4417 is the source of this 1323-nucleotide messenger RNA. It is a transcript of the gene SNU56, whose product is annotated as Snu56p. The record is from RefSeq and is a predicted model, not a curated record. Gene Ontology annotation, molecular function: mRNA binding. NCBI's taxonomy places the organism in Eukaryota, Fungi, Ascomycota, Saccharomycetes, Saccharomycetales, Saccharomycetaceae. Bases 1 to 1323 code for a protein of 440 amino acids. The transcript has a single exon. Gene Ontology annotation, biological process: mRNA splicing, via spliceosome.
AUGCCUGUAAAGAAAAGAAUAAGAGAAUCUGAAUCAGCAAAGGUUACUGCUCUCUUUAAGAAGAAACGUACUCAACUAAAUGAGAAUGACAAUGAAGAUGUCCAGAAUAUAUGGCGAAAACUAAAUAACAUUAGUACAAAAUAUGAAGAUUCUGGUAAAAACAUAAAGAAUAGUCUUUUGUUUGUAACGUUUACUCAAAGUUAUUCAGAUAACGAUAUUAGUAAUUGUAUAACUGCAUUGCACCAAUACAUCGAUGAAUCAAAGUUACAAUUUAUUAUACAUUGUAAGCAUAAAUUUGUCAUUCUGAAAACCUUUAAUAUCUUAGAUUGCUGUUUAACAUUAACAAUUUUGUUUGCAUUUAAAAACAAACGUUGGGUUUCUAAAAAUACAAAUAAUUACUUCUCUAUAUCCAAAGAACUAGAUAUAAGAGGGUCGUUUUAUUUGUCAGAAAGAACAAAAUUGGUUGAAGAAGAGAAUAAUAAUAUAAUUAUGAAUAAAAUUCAGAAAUCAACAUAUUCCUGUAUACAGCACUUCGAUGAAUUUCAUAUAACUGAAGGAAAAAAUAUACUAAAAUUUAUGGAUACAUUGAGUAAAUUUUUUAUUAGUCUUAAAUUUUCAAAGAAUAAUAGUAUCAUAAAGGCCUUCACUCGUUCGUAUACUAACUUCGUGACAUCAUUGGACACCCAUAUGACUGAAAUGGCAUUGGAUCCCUUUAUGUUGUAUGAUCUCGAACACAUAAUAUCACAAAAUAAACCUCUAAUAGAAGAAUCAAAAAAUCAUAUUGCCAACUACGCCAAAGAACUAACACAAUACACUAAAGGCAUAGUGUUAACAGAAAAUGGUAGUGGAAAUAGUACUAGGAAUACGAAUUCUAGUGAAAGCACAAUUGAUGUUGAAAAGUACAAUAAUGAAGAACACACUACACGUAAUCCAAAGCAAACUCUAAUUAGAUCAACAUUUAUGACUCAAGAACAAAUUAAAGAUCAUUGUGUUGCAUCAGUUAAAGCUGGUAUGGAUACUAUUAAAGAAAAAUCUCCUUACGAUAUUAUGAAGGUAUAUUUGAAAUGCCCAAAACAAAACUAUAUUGACUUGAUAUAUCAAAACUUAAAUGACCUCACCACAAAAAGUAACUGUAACAUCAUAGUCCUACAUCUAAAUAAUUUGCAUGAAUCAGAAGAUUGGUUCAAAACUCUCGAUAUUUCAAAAUAUACAAACUUUACACAAGUUCCACAUCCAAGUACAGUUCGAAUUGUAAGUAUUGGUGGAGUUGGAGAGCAUAUAUUAAAGGCAUUCCAAAUGAUUUUGGAUAUAUUGAACACUUAA